AAAGAAGAAGAAUUCAAUUUAAUUUAAAAUAAAAUAUUUGCAUUUUGUUCUAGUUUCUUAUCUUUUAAUAAUUAUGGGCGAUUUAAUUAAUCAUUUUGAUGCCUUCAAAAAGUUGGGCUUUGACUGCGCCAAUCAAUGGAUUCUCUAUGAUGAUCGUUUCCAAAAGUUCUUCAACUUUUUCACUGAAAAUAUAACCGAUAUAAAUAUACUAACCGAGAAUGAAGUAUUAGAAUUUGACGAGUUAAAGCAGCGGGGAGAGUUGUUGGAAUCUACUGAACGCGCUGCGAAACUAAAGGAAAUGGAAAUUGAAAAUCCCGGAUUGCUGCAAUACACAGAGGAGCAAGCAACAGCGAUGUCGGAGGAACUUAAUUUGCUAGAACAUACAGAAGAUUGCUACGCAGCACUCGUUGAGGAAAUGAGAGGUACCAAGAACAAAAUUAACGCGCAAUUGGGAGAAUUAGAAAAUGAAAUCAGUAUUUUAACAAGUAAAGAAAAUGAUUUACUAAAUGAAUGUCAAAACUAUGCCCGGCAGCUGGAGGAAAUGCAAUUGGAAAAUUAUAAACUUUCCAACGAAGCCACACGUUGUUUUACGAAAAUUCAAUCGCCACCGCUCUUUAUUCAUCAAUUACCUAUAGAUCAAUACCUGCUGAAAUGCGAUACAUUCAUGCAAUAUUUUACUUUAUACAUGAAGGAGAAUUUUAAAAUUCAAGACUACAGCGAAAUGGAUUGCACCUCAUCUGAACAUUCCGAGUUUUCCGACAAACUUCAAUCCUUAGCUAAAUCUAUGGAAUACUAUACGCUGGAAUAUAUUAAAGAAAAGGCAAAAUCAAAGGCGACACAGUCUUUGAUCGAUUUUUUGGAUCUUUCGCAAAUACAUGUCAUCAGUCUUGCCGACAUGGAGCAUGAAACUCGCGAACUGGAAAUGAUGAACGAACACCAUUUGAAGAUUGCUUAUGAAACUCUUUUGAACGAUCUCACUUUGCAUGUGCGGCAGCAUACCCAGCAGCGCAUGGAGUUGAUACUGUAUGAAAAUACAAAACUAAAAUUAGAGCGUGCCUUAAAGCGCCAAGAAACCGAUAAACGUUUAACAAAAAUUAUAUCGGAUGCUUUAUCAAAUGCCGAACUUGUUUGGAUCGCGAUACAAUUAGAUUUAGAACGGAAACGAAAUCGUUUUGUGAACACAGAUCAGUUAAACAGUGAAACAGAUAAUUGUCAAAGGCGCAUUAAAAUUAUGCGCACCAUUCAACAGAACAACACGCCACUUUUAGCUUAUGGCAAUAUAUUUACUAAUACCUCUGCGCCAUCACUGUUGGAUGCAAUAGCCGAACGAUUAUCGCGUCAUCUCGGCCAGAAAGUGCGCAGCGAGCCAAAGUCCUGCCUAUAUGAAUAUGAGAAAUUCACCAGACUCUUGUCAUAUGCUGUGCAGGGGAUGAUCGGCGGUAAAGCAUAUGCGAAUGUCACUGCACAAAUGAACGGAUUGCAACGCUUAGAAUCUUUAUUGCGGCCAAUGGUGUAUGAUAGCCCUGUGGAGGCGCCAAUGUUUGAACAUGUGCGCUUCUUAAUGCCCAUUUACAACGCCAAAACCACUCAGGAGCGCCUAGAUAGAACACUGCGUUAUUUGCGUACGCAAUUUCAAGAAAACAUAGCUGAAAGACUAGAAAAAGACAAACUUUGGCGCUACAGUCAAUUGUUAUGGAUUUGGUUUUUAACCGAACCACGGCGAAUGAUAAUGGCAAUUGAAGAGGCAAAGAAAGCUGCAUCCAAAGUGCCAACUACCGCGGGUUUGAAGUCGAUAAGUGGCAUAAAAAGAAAAUGAGUCUAUAUGGUGCCAACGUUUGCAGAUAUUUUUAAUAAUUUCAAAUUAUGGAAGCCAUUUGUAAUAAUUGUUAAUUAAUUUAAGUCGUAGUUUCUGAUAUUUACAUUAAUAAUUCAUUUUUAUUUUCAAAGCAA
This is a messenger RNA of Bactrocera neohumeralis, 1950 nucleotides long. RefSeq names its product augmin complex subunit dgt3 (gene dgt3). The transcript is spliced from 8 exons. The coding region runs from base 74 to 1816 and encodes 580 amino acids. The record is from RefSeq and is a predicted model, not a curated record. NCBI's taxonomy places the organism in Eukaryota, Metazoa, Arthropoda, Insecta, Diptera, Tephritidae.